Molecule: messenger RNA, 4284 nt
Organism: Rhineura floridana
Lineage: Eukaryota; Metazoa; Chordata; Lepidosauria; Squamata; Rhineuridae
Gene: KLHL21
Product: kelch like family member 21
Exons: 4
Coding region: 76-1878 (600 amino acids)
Molecular function (GO): protein binding
Source: RefSeq, a predicted model, not a curated record
AGCCGGCCGAGGGGCGGGCGACGGCGCCGGCCAGGCGGGCGCUCGGUGGGUCAGUCGCUGAGCGAGCGGAGGAGGAUGGAGGCGAGGGCCGAGGCGGCGGCGGCGGCGGAGGAAGCGGCGCACGCGGCGGCGCUGCUGCGGGGCCUGUCGGCGCUGCGGGCCGAACGGGCGCUGCUGGACGUGACGCUGGUGGCGGGCAGCGGGGAGUUCGGGGCGCACCGGGCGGUACUGGCGGCGGCCUCUGGCUACUUCCGCGCCAUGUUCGGCGGCGGGCUGCGGGAGGCGCGAGCGGCGCGGGUGCGGCUGCACGGCGUGGAGCCCGAGUGCCUGGCACUGCUGCUGGACUUCGCCUACACGGGCCGGGUGACGCCGCCGGGAGGGCCGGAGCUGGCCGAGCGCCUCCUGCGCGCCGCCGACCUGCUCCAGUUCCCGGCCGUCAAGGAGGCGUGCGGCGCCUGGCUGGCGGCGCGCCUGGAGCCGACGGCCGCCCUGGACCUGCAGGAGUUCGGCGAGGCCUUCGCCUGCGCGCCGCUGGCCGCCGCCGCCCGCCGCUGCGUCCUGCGCCACGCCGCCGAGCCCGAGGGCGAGCUGGCCGCCCAGUUGGAGCGCCUCCCGCUGCCGCGGCUCCUCUCCUACCUACGCGACGACGCGCUGCGCGUCCCCAAGGAGGAGGCGGCCUUCGCCCUGGCCCUGCGCUGGGUGCGCGCCGAGCCGCCCGCCCGCGCCUCACUCCUGCCCCAGCUGCUGGCCCACGUCCGCCUGCCCUUCGUCCGCCGCUUCGCCCUCCUGGCGCACGUGGAGGGCGAGCCGCUGGUGGCGCGCUCCGAGGCCUGCCUGCGCCUGGUGGCCGAGGCGCGCCUCUUCCAGGCCGGCCGCCUGGACCGCCACGACCGCGGGCCCUGCGCCCGCCUCCGCCCGCGCCCCUCCACCGGCCUGGCCGAGAUCCUCGUCCUCCUCGGCGGCUGCGACCGCGACUGCGACGAGCUCGUCACCGUCGACUGCUUCAACCCGCGCACCGGGCACUGGCGGUACCUGGCCGAGUUCCCCGAGCACCUCGGCGGCGGCUACAGCGCCGUCGCUCUCGGCAACGACGUCUAUGUCACCGGAGGCUCCGACGGCUCGCGGCUCUACGACUGUGUGUGGCGCUACAACUCCAGUGUGAAUGAGUGGACGGAGGUGUCUCCCAUGCCGAAAGCGCGCGAGUACCACAGCUCGGCCGUCUUGGACGGCCUCCUCUACGUGAUUGCCUCUGACAGCACCGAGCGCUACGACCACACGCUGGAUUCCUGGGAGCCGCUGCAGCCCAUGCUCUUCCCCAUGGACAACUGUUCCACCACGGCCUGCCGCGGCAAGCUCUAUGCAACAGGCUCCUUGGCCGGCAAGGAGUCGAUGGUUAUGCAGUGUUACGAUCCGGCAUCGGACCUGUGGGCUCUGGUGAACUGUGGACAGUUGCCCCCCUGGUCGUUUGCACCCAAGACGGUCACUCUCAGCGGGCUGAUGUAUUUUGUAAGAGAUGACUCUGCUGAAGUGGAUGUAUACAAUCCAGCGAAGAAUGAAUGGGACAAAAUUCCUCCAAUGCUCCAGGUGCACGUUGGGGGAAGCUUGGCUGUACUUGGUGGGAAGCUUUAUGUCUCCGGCGGUUACGACAACACCUUUGAACUUUCAGGGAUGCUGGAAUGCUACAAUCCGGAAACACGAACGUGGACCGUAGCCGGCCAGCUGCCGGAGCCAAUUUUCUGGCACAGCAGCGUCAGCAUUUUCCGCCAGUUUAUGCCUGAGUCGUUGGAAGAGGAGGAGGAGUUUCCCCUGGAUAACGCCAUCACCCUGAACCGGCAGCGCCAGAAUCUCCGCCAUCAGAAUCUGAAUGAGUUGCGCUAACGGUCGGACGGCUUGUCUCUUGACGGUUUGGAGUCAAUCUGUUGCUGGGAAGCGGCCUCCCUUCCUGGGGAGGCAGGAGGCAAGCCGGGAGAUCUGAAGACUGACGAACACGGCAGGUCAGCCGCGAGGACCGUGCGGGUGGAGGAGAGGGCUCUCUAGCCAGGAGAGGGCUCCUUUGAAAUCAGCCAGGAGUGAGCAUUUCAGGGGAUUCCUGAAAAGAGAACUGGGGGAGAUAAGAGAGAACUGCUGAAGGACUGGAGGCCAGCUCUGCUAGCAUUUGUUUCUGGCGGGUUCCCGAUGAGUUUGAAACUUUUCCUUUGUGAUGAUAGGCUACAUGAUACAGGGCUCUUUAGCCUGGAGAAUAGUUGAGCAAGUGGGGAUGUGAUAGCGGUUUAUGUAAAGCUUUAUAUGGUGUGGCGAACAUGGAUAGAGCAAAGGUUUACUUCUGCACGCUCUCUCUCUCUGUCUCUCUCUCCCCCCCCUAGAAUUUGGGGUCACCCAAUGAAACUGAAAGACAGUGGAUUCAGAAGAGACCUCAUCACACCAUGCAGAAUUAACAUAGAGUACUCUUUACCUCAAGAUGCAGUGGCCCCCUAACUUUCAAAAGGGGCUGCAUGUUUCUGGAGGAGAAAUCCAGUAGCCACUAUUAUUCAGCCACUGUGUCCCGGCGACACACUGAGUACUAGUUGCUAGGGUUGCCAUUGUGCUUGCCAGAAACCUCUGGCUGAUCGCUGUUGGAAACAUGGUACUGGGUUAAAUAGACCCUUCACUUGACCCAGCAGGGCUCUUCUGAGGUGUGUAUGAGCCCUACAGCGAAACAGUGCGUUGUGCCUGCUACCAAAUCUUCUAUUCCCAGAGAAAGGCAGAACCUCACAGACUGUUAGGCCACCUAGGCAGUGUGGCACAUAAGGCCCUCUCUGUCCACAGAAAGCUGGGAAGGACGUCAGUCCUCCUAGUCCACCAUUUGGCUGGCAAAACUGGAGCUCUGAGAGCUGCUCUCCUAGUACGUUUUGAGCUCCUCGCUGUCAGUCCCUUAUCACAGUUCAGCUUGAAACGAGGCUUAGUUCGCAUCAAGGCUCAGUACUCCCAGAUGUUGGGAUGAUGUGAAAACUGUAGCUUGCCCUUGCUGUUCGGUGGUAGUGGCUGCUGUGGCUGUGCUAGUCAUGGCAAUUUCUGGAGCGCAGAGUGGCUGCAGGUAAAUUGUCCUCUUGCAGGAUUCGGUCCCGCUCACCGUAAUCUGUAGCAGAAGGGGGGGUGGUCCUCUGCAAGGCCUGCUGGACGGAAGUGAGCCUGUGUCGCAUCAUUACUGUGGGGAGGGAGUGUUGUGUCUGCUCACGUGAUGCUGCUUCAGCUUCUGAUUUCCUGCCAUUUCCCUCAUAUUGGCAGGCACCGGGAACCUUUGGCCCUCCAGAAUUUGCCAAGCUACAACUCCCAUCAUACCUGGUCACGCUUGCUUGGGCUGAUGGGAGUUGCUGUCCAGCAAUGUCUGGAGGGCCAAAGGUUCCCACAACUGCCAUAAGGGGUCCAGGUCUCCCCUUUUUAGAUGAAGGUAAACUGUAUAGCACAAUGGGGAGGAGAGCCUGGCUGGGAGUCCAGAGUCUGUGAGUUCAAAUCCCUGCUCGGGUCUCCUGGGUGUCAAGGGCCAGCUAAAGAUCACCCCACAGCGAGUGGCUCAGGGGUUACGUGCCCUGCCACCUGUGCAGCCGUGGGCAAGCUGCAGAGUCCCAAGGAGCCCAGUUGCCCCCCAGCUGGCAGUUGUGGACAAGGAAGGGGCUGGCUUGUGCAGCUGUGGCAAGCUGAGCAGGCCCUGGCCAGCUGGGAGGACUAGCCUCAGGGGGAGGCGAUGGGAACCCCCCUUUGAAUACCGCUUACCAUGAAAUCCCUGUUCAUAGAGUAGCCAUAAGUCGGGAUUUUUUGUUCUCUCUCCAAACUCUGUCAAGGAGUCUUGCAUCCCCCACUUUCCAUAAUUAACACUGAAAUCCACCCCCACCCCCUUCAAGGAAGGGGCACACAACACCCGGCUCAUUUACAACUCUGCUGGCUGUUUACAGAUAUUGAGCUAAUUCUGGUGCUGCUUACAACAUCUUGUGUUAGUAUCACUUAUUGAGCAAGGUUAAGUAUUUUAUGCUGGGCUGUUUAAAGUCUAUUAAUAGAUAACAUGAUACUUUGUAAUACUCAACAGCCAGAUCUGGGCUGUCUUGGAAGUUCUAGAACCAGGUGAAUACCUUAAUCAUAUUUAUUUAACUUUAAUGUAGAUGAUUGUGUUUAACCUUACAUACUGUAUGAUGGCACUCUUUGAAGCAAAGAUAUUUCUUAUAUUUUGUAUUGUUUUUCCUUGUAAACUUGAAAGUUGAAUGUUUUAAGUAAAGGUGUGCAUUAAGAAGACUUUUCUUCUAUCAAACGGAA